AUGAACCGCCUAGUCUUGAACAAGGCAACCUCGUCGAACGACGAGCCCACGCCAGGAUACCUCUACAACGAAAUAUCGCAAAUGGCCUUCUGUUCCAAGGAGUCCAUGAACCUCGUGGGAGAGUACCUCCUAAAAAAGUUACAAAGGACAGACAUCAAUGUGAAGUUAAAAACGCUUAAAAUAUUGAAGCAUCUAUGUGAUAAUAAAAGAUCCGAUUUUCGUAAUUUUUUAAAAAAAAAAAUAGAAAUAAUAAAAGAUUGCCAAGCAUGCAAUAUAGUCCAUGAUGAGCUCAAGGGGGAGACUCCUUCCAUGUUGGUGAGGAAAGAAGCAUCGGAUUUGGUUAAGCUGAUUUAUUCUUAUGACGCUGCAGAGGCGGAUGGGAAAAGCGCGUCUAACAAUAGUCAGGAGAUGAUGAAAAAUAAUAGGAUACAGGGUUUCGGAAAUUCCCACUUUGAAAGGAACAACACUGCCAAUAGCGGUAUGCACAGCAACGUGCACAGCAGCGUGCACAAUAGUUAUGGAAUCCCCGCAGGGGGAAGUGGAGGAGCAGGCAAUACAUUCGACACAAACCCAGCUAACCAAAUGGGGAACAAUUUUAACGACCGAAAUAAUUACAUGAGCAAAAUGUCCGGGUUUGGCAACCCCUAUUUUAAGCAGAACCCUGGCCAAAAAACAAAAAGCGAAAUGGCUAUGCAGUAUCUAAACGAAGUGGCCAACAAAUAUAUCCCCUCCUCCUUUGUGAACAAAAUUAACAAGGUUAGUGCGUCUCUUUCGAAAAAUUACGCCAACGGAUCGCUAAACAUACAGAGCAUUAUGAACGGUAACGCCUUUAGCAGGAACGUGGAGCGGAACCGCGUUGGAAGGUCAACGGUAACUCAUCACGGUGGAGGUGGUUACCCUGGUAACGGGGGGAUGUAUCCCACGAACAGUAGCAACCAAAGCGGGAUUAGCAACUCCUUCGGUAGGCUACACCACAGUGGAGGCUUCCAAAACGUGAGGAGAGAGGACCUGGGAAGAAAACCACAGGAAUCACAAACGGCAGGAGUUUAUGAAAGAAAAGUAAUCGAAGAUGUGUUGAUCAACGCAGGAAUUAAUAAAGUACCUGCUGAAGGUCUGUUAAAUGAAUUUGCCCAGAAAUGUGAAACACUAGACACAAAACUUAUUGUGUCCAUUCUUACCUCCAAGCUGAGGUUAAAAUAUAUCAGUGAAGAGGACAACUGGAAAAAUAAAUUAAAGGUACUCUGUGCGAUAAAGCAUCUGCUGAUACAUAGGAAGAGGAAAGAAAAUGAAAAGGCAAUCGAAACGUUAGAAGUUCUUAUUCAAUGUUUGAAGGACCAAACUUUGGAAGAACUUUACCGAUGCAAAGAAAUUAAGCAUUUAAAAAAACAAGUUUUGGAAAUUUUUGUCUUGAUGGGUCUUCGGGCUAAGCAACCUAGUGAGGACGUACACAGGAGGGAACCCAUUUCCAGUGUGGAAGUCCCCAACCUACUCGACAUGGAUGACGAAGUGACGGUAAAUAUAACCAGUAGCAGUGGCAACGGUAGGAGGAACACCACCCACGGGGGGGGCACAACCAACACACAGGGUAGUUACCCCAUUACAGGUGACGUAUAUCCAAGCGGCUUCCACAAUGACAACACGUCGGCCAGCAGUUUGGACUUUCUCUCUCAUAGGGAAAACUACCCAACUGAACGAAGUAACCGAGAUAAUUUAAAAGUGGACCCCGUGGACGAUUUAAUAAUCCAUUUUGAUCACCUUUCCAUGGGGGCUCCUCCAAAUGUGGACGCCCCCCAAAGGAGAAGUAACAACAAAAGUGGAACAAACAACAGCGAACUGUUUAGCAGCCUCCAUGUGAAGUACCAACACGAAGGGGACACACGGCACACAUAUCGAAACAACGAUAUGAACUUUUCCACUGGGCAAAGCAUCCAAAAUGGAAAAAAGAAAAACCCAGUCGAAAUGUUAAGCAGUGCACGCACCCCUACUACACAAGGUAGUAGUAACCAAAUUAACCUAAACGAAACCAGUGAAAAUAAUCUGAUUUUUCUAGAAAAUAAUAACCAAGGGGGAAACACAAAAGGAGCCAUAGGAGUGGAAAAAAACCUUCCUCAUUUUAACGAGGCAAAUGAUUUCUUCUCCUUUGAUAACGCUACAGAUUCCCACUUUGCCGGUGCAACCUCAGUACGCAGUUGCGAAAAAGGACAAGUCCAGGGAUAUACACCCCCAUACGGAGCAGGCAUAAUGAAAAGUAAUAGUAAGUCCUAUGAUCAACCCCCCCAGGGGAACUAUCCCAAGAUGCAUUUAAAUGACCCAAAUAAAUCCGCGGGCAAAUUUCAGAGCCAACUAACCACCUCGGGGAAUUUUUCCAACACAGAUGACCAGAUAAAUAAUUUUUUUAACUCCUUUGCCAUUUCGUCGAAGAGAAAUGAAGAAGGAAGUAAAAAGCCCAGCGUGCAGAUUGACGCGUUUGAAUUGUUGGCUGAUGAGCUGAAGCUGUGA
Molecule: messenger RNA, 2499 nt
Organism: Plasmodium coatneyi
Lineage: Eukaryota; Apicomplexa; Aconoidasida; Haemosporida; Plasmodiidae
Exons: 1
Coding region: 1-2499 (832 amino acids)
Cellular component (GO): trans-Golgi network membrane
Source: RefSeq, a predicted model, not a curated record